AUGAAGCGUAAAAUAGAUAAAGAAGAUUCAGAGAAUGGACAGGUGGUAGAUUCAAAUAUUGCUGAAGACAGUGAUAUCCGUGGUGAUGAAGGAAAUAUUGCAUUACUCCUUUUUUUAUAUUUAUUACAAGGCAUUCCGUUAGGUCUUUGUAGUGCAAUGCCAAUGAUCCUUCAGAAUAGACAUAUUUCUUAUAAACAACAGGCUGAAUUUAGUUUUGUACAAUGGCCAUUCUCAUUAAAAUUACUAUGGGCACCAAUAGUAGAUGCUAUUUACUCACGUAGAUUUGGACGUCGUAAGACGUGGUUAAUACCUACUCAAUAUGCGAUGGGUAUUUUUAUGUUGUAUUUAUCUGGUUGUGUACAAGACUGGUUGGGUUCAGAUACUGAAGCACCAAAUAUAGGAUUACUUACAAUUUUAUUUUUUACUCUAAAUGUCCUAGCAGCAACGCAAGACAUAGCUGUCGAUGGUUGGGCAUUGACAAUGUUAAAAAGGUAAUUUAAAGAUUAUUAAAUACUAACAGUCUGCCCCAGCUUCGCACGGAUAUUUAACAACAAUUUUAAAAUUAAUUAUAAUAUAAUAUAGCCUAUAUCACCCGGGGAUAAUGUGUAGCUUCCCAACAGUGAAAGAAUUUUUCAAAUCGGUUCAGUAGUUUCGGAGCCUAUUCAAUGCAAACAAACAAACAAUCAAAUCUUUCCUCUUUAUAAUAUUAGUAUAGAUUAAAUUUCUUGACAUAUUUUUAUUAUUUAUAGACAAAAUGUAGGAUACGCAUCAACUUGUAAUAGCGUUGGUCAAACGGCAGGAUAUUUCCUGGGUUAUGUUUUAUUUAUUGCCUUGGAAUCUCCAACACUUUGCAAUAGCUAUCUACGUUCCGUACCUUCUGAUCACGGAAUUUUAACACUACCUGGAUUUUUAUACUUUUGGGGAUGGAUAUUUAUUGCUGCAACGACACUAGUUGCGAUAUUAAAACACGAAGUAGACGAAAAACAUGUUAAAAGUGAAGAUUUUUUCACAAAUAUCAAACACGCUUAUCAUUUACUCUGGUGUACGAUAAAGCUACCGUCAAUUAAAACUACAGCAUUAAUUUUACUCACUACCAAGAUUGGAUUUUCCGCUUGUGACGCAGUAACAGGAUUGAAACUUGUCGAUGCUGGAGUACCAAAAGAAAAAUUAACAUUGAUGGCUGUGCCAUUGAUACCAAUGCAAAUUAUUUUAUCUUGUGUAGUAUCUAAAUACACAUUAGGACCACGUCCAAUGGAUAUUUACUUGAAGGCGAUGCCGUAUAGAUUAGCAUUUGGGCUAGUUGCCGCUGGUUUAGUUUGGGUCACACCGUCUUUCGUCAAUAAUGGUGACGUACCAUUAUAUUAUUGUAUUAUUGUUAUUACUUUUUACGCAAUACACCAGGUAUGUAAAAAUACUUUUAUUUAAAACUAUGACAUCAAAGUUAACAGUUACUUGAUAAUUUUUUAAUUUUUUUUUUUAACAAAAAAAUUUGUCCCAAUAAAUUAUUUUUGAAAAAUUGCAUUUUUUUACUUUUUAAAAUUUCUACUUUAGAUUUUUUUUAUAAUUUUUUUGCCGUACUUUUUUUGUUAUAAAAUUUUUAAAAUUAUUAAAUAUAUGCUAAAUUAAUUUUUAUUUAAUAUUUGAUUUGUAAAUUUGUUUUAAAUUAUUUAUUUUUUUAAUUAGUUUGCUUCGACGAGUAUGUUUGUUGCAUCCAUGGCUUUCUUCGCUAAAAUAAGUGAUCCAGCUGUUGGAGGUACUUACAUGACAUUUUUAAAUACUCUGUGCAAUCUCGGUGGUAAUUGGCCAGCGACAGCAGCACUUUGGUUUGUUGAUACAUUAACUUGGAGAUCAUGCAGUACUGAUCCUGCUAAUGAUUGUAGUACUUCCGUAGAGCGUGAGCAAUGUGAAAUAGGUUCCAAAGGGACUUGUCUUACUGUGCUCGAUGGUUAUUACAUUGAGAGUAUUUUGUGUGUGAUUGUGGGAUACUUAUGGUUCAAAUGGGGCCGAAGAAAAAUAAAUUACUUACAAUUACGACCAAUUUCCGCUUGGAAAGUGAUACCUCAAAAAAGCUAA
This is a messenger RNA of Cotesia congregata, 2073 nucleotides long. Lineage: Eukaryota; Metazoa; Arthropoda; Insecta; Hymenoptera; Braconidae. The record is from the annotation of a GenBank genome assembly.